CUAACCAAGAAGUUAGGCAUGGCAUCCUCUGUUCGAGACGAAUCCGUUCGCAAACGCCCAAGAUUAGAAGCCCCGGAAAGCCCUCCAAAGAUUAACUUCAAAUCCCUUCCUACGGAAAUCCGAUUUAUGAUCUGGGAACAUACAUGGCCUGCAGUACAGGUUGUCGAAGCUGCACGCCGGGGGGUGUUUGAUGACGAAGAAUUCUAUGAUUUCAUGAUAUUUCGUCCUGUUGGCUCACUUGAUACACUCCUGCGGACGAAUUUCACUUCGAGACCCUUAGAGACACUGUCUCCAUUAGAGAAAUGCCCAUUCCCAAUCGCUCUCCACAUAUGUCAAGAAUCCCGCAUGCAUACGCUUAAUACAUAUGCCUUGGUCCAACAUCCAGAUUUUCCAGAAUGCGCUUUCUACUUUAAUCCCCGUCAAGACCUUCUCUGGUUAAGUUGCGAUAUCGCAAGCGACACUGAAGCCCUUGAGGAGCUACAAGCUUCUUACCAGACUUCCAUUGAUCAAUUCAGGAUUCUUCUUGUUGAAGAUACAGAAUGGGAGGAGUGGGGUUUGAACCCAUCUUCUGCCCCAGCCCUAUCAAUCCUAGCUGCCCUGCGGACUGUCGUGCUCAUAGAGGAUGACUAUGACGAUGACGGUACACUAAUUACGUAUCGUACUGAGGAAUACCAGGAGCGUGCUACCAAAUACCAAAAUGAUUAUGAUACGUUAUGCGAGUCCAUGGAACCCGGCACGUCAUAUCGUCUUGAGUAUAUAGAUCGUGGCGGAAAUUCUUACCUCGGUACAUAUAUUCCUUACAGAAUGAUUGAUGCCCAGGCGUAA
Messenger RNA from Talaromyces proteolyticus, 825 nucleotides. RefSeq lists its product as uncharacterized. NCBI's taxonomy places the organism in Eukaryota, Fungi, Ascomycota, Eurotiomycetes, Eurotiales, Trichocomaceae. The transcript has a single exon. The annotation marks the transcript as partial. The record is from RefSeq and is a predicted model, not a curated record.